Parasteatoda tepidariorum (common house spider) is the source of this 4061-nucleotide messenger RNA. RefSeq names its product hexokinase-2. The record is from RefSeq and is a predicted model, not a curated record. Lineage: Eukaryota; Metazoa; Arthropoda; Arachnida; Araneae; Theridiidae. Gene Ontology annotation, biological process: intracellular glucose homeostasis; glycolytic process; glucose metabolic process. Gene Ontology annotation, molecular function: ATP binding; glucokinase activity; D-glucose binding. Gene Ontology annotation, cellular component: cytosol; mitochondrion.
UGAAAACUACUUUCACUUUCAUACAGGACAGCUUAAAGGACAUUGGGAAACAUUCUACCUUCCUUUAAAGUGUGUGGACAUUAGUCCUUCGUCUUCACAUUAUUCUCUGUUCAAUUCAUCAUAGUUUUAAAACCAUGACAGAAUGCCGUAAAAAGAGUUUGGUUGAUGCAGUUUUAAAAGAGUUUACUUUGUCCAAUGAUGUUCUUUUAAAAGUAUCUGCCUUACUUUUGCAAGAGUUCAACAAUGGUUUGGGAGCCAACACUCAUGCCUCUGCAUCCGUUAAAAUGUUUCCUACUUUCGUAAGAGAUGUGCCUAAUGGAUCAGAGCAAGGUAAAUUUUUGGCACUGGACUUGGGUGGUACCAAUUUCCGGGUAUUGUGUAUCGACUUAGAUGGUGAACAGUUCAAUAUGAUGAAUGAAAUAUAUGAAAUUCCACAAUCUAUCAUGCUGGGGUCUGGGGAACAACUGUUUGAUCAUAUUGCAGAAUGUAUGUCCCAUUACAUCGAGCAGUUGGGUUUGACUCACAGAACACUACCCCUUGGAUUCACAUUCAGCUUUCCUUGCGUACAGAAAGGUUUGACCAGCGCAAUUCUCGUUGGCUGGACCAAAGGAUUUAAUUGCGCUGGUGUAAAGGGGGAAGAUGUGGUGCAAUUACUAAGAGAAGCUGUCAAAAGGCGAAGGAAUGUGGAUAUUGAUGUUGUUGCUGUUGUAAAUGACACAACCGGGACCUUGAUGUCUUGUGCUCAUACAAACAGAGAUUGUCGUGUUGGUUUGAUUGUUGGUACUGGUACUAACGCCUGUUAUAUGGAGAGAUUAGAAAAUGUUGAAACAUGGACUGGUGGUCACAACAGCCCAGAACAAGUCAUUAUAAACACAGAAUGGGGUGCGUUCGGUGACAACAGGUGUUUGGAUUUCCUCCGAACAGAAUAUGACAGACAAAUAGAUGAAUGUUCUCUAAACAAAGGAAAACAGCUGUUUGAAAAAAUGAUAUCAGGAAUGUACAUGGGAGAGAUAGUGAGAAGAGUUGUUGUGAAAUUAGCAAAAGAUGGUCUCAUGUUUAAAGGAAAACUCUCUGAAAAAUUUCAGACACCCUAUGCAUUCAAAACAAAAUAUGUCUCCAAUGUAGAAAGUGAUCCAAGGGGUAAAAACAAUGAAACUCAGACUGUCCUCCAAAAAAUGGGAAUAAGUGAUGCAAGCGAUGAAGAUUGUGAAAUAUUAAAAGCUGUCUGCGUGUCCAUAUCUUCUAGAGCUGCCCAUCUAGUCUCUGCUGCUGUGUCAACAAUCUUGAAUAAAAUCAGGCGAAAUCACACAACUGUUGGUGUUGACGGAUCAGUCUAUCGGUAUCAUCCUCAUUUUAAAGAGCUUAUGGAAAAGAAAAUUGAUGAAUUAACUGAUCCCUCAUUUAAAUUUGAGUUGAUGUUGUCUGAAGACGGGAGCGGUCGUGGUGCUGCCUUGGUAGCCGCAGUUGCCGUGAGAAGUGCGAAAUAAAUCAUUAUCUAUGUACUUAUAGUACUAUUGUAAUUCAUGCCAAAUGACUUGAGAAAAAAUAGCUGUUCCUUUUUAUUGAAACUAGAAUUGGUAUCUCCUGAACGUCAAUUCAAUCAAAUGUGAUAUUAUUUUUAAAAUUAAGUUAUAUAUGUGUGUGUGUGAAUUGGGAGAAAAAUUUUUUUUUUCUCCCUUCAGUAGGGAUUAUGGUUUGCGUUUUGCCUGAAAGAAAUUUCUUUCUUUCAGGACACUGGAAGAAACUAAAAGAGAUGAAUAUAAAAAUAAACAAGAGUACCCGCAAUAUGAAACAAAAACCCAAUUUGGAUAUUCAUCAAUUUUAUUUUAAUUUUAAAUAUCCAAAAAUAGUGAUAAAAGGCAGAAUUGCAUACUGAAUCGAACACUUACCAAAAAAAUAUAUUUGUAGUAUGAGAUAUUUUCCUCCUAUAAUUAUGUUCAAAGUUUAGUGAAGGGUUAUUAUUUAUUUAUGAGGUGAUAUAAAAAAAAUAUCUUUAUAAAUUUUAAAAAAGUAUUCCUUUUUGGUCACACAGUCAAAUCUUACGCACCCCUAGCUGCUCUGUAAGAUUAUUGACGUGUGGCAUGGGUGUUAUUUAUGCCACUGUUAGAUGUAUUAAAUUUAAAUUAGAAAUCUUUUUUUCUUUUUGGUAGUGUUUGCGUUUAGUAAGUGAUUUGUUGACCUGGUAGUAUUAAUAAAAUUUUUAUUACUUUAUGUUUACAGUUCUUUUAGGUUUUACUAUGCUCAUGAAAUUAUAGUUAUUUUAAUUUUUUAUAAAAUUCAUUAAAUUUUUUUGUUCCUACUGUUAUUUUUUAGUUUAUUAUAAAAUAUGUUAAAUAGCUUAAAAGUUGAUGCAAAUAUUUAAUUUGAUUAUAAACUCAAUCAGAUAGUUAAUUUUGAAAAAGUUUAAUUUCUUUCACGUAGUUUGAAAGAAACAGAUUUCUUCCCAGGCUGGUUUUUUUCACUGUGGAAGAAAUUUGCAAAUGCAGAUUGAUAUGCAUCUGAUUUCAUAUUUUAAUUAAAUUACAUUUAUGUAAAUCUUCCCCCCCCCCCUUUUUACAAAUUAUCGUCCAGAUACGUGUUGCCAUUUGGGUGCUUUUAUGCAUUUACACAUAGCAUUUUAUGAUCUUUUGUAUAGAAUCAGUAUUUUUUUUUAAAAUUAUUGGUCACUCUGUAGUUAAGUUUGGCAAAAAAACUUAUUACUAGAGUAAGUGUUUUUUGGCAGGGGCCCGGUGCUGAAACAUCUUUGCUACUCCAUCUCUAAAGGUCCAACUUGAUUUCCGCUAAGAUUCUGCUAAAUUUACUACAUAUUUACGGGCGCUUUUUAGUUCCAGAUUUUAAUUUGAAACUUUUAUUAUUAAAAAAGAGCAUUAUUUAUUGUUGAAAGGAAUAUAGUAGUUUAAUUAUGAAGGCAAAUGUUAGAUAUUCAGGAUCCAAGGUCCAGAAGUUUCAAGAAAUCAUUGAUCACAUUUAUGUAUUAAAUUCUUGUAUAUUUUAUUUAAAAAUAUUAGCACUUGAAUUUAUGCUUGGCAUCGCUUUCAUUUGUAAAUAUUUUUUUCUGGUAGAAUAAUGUGUUUAGAGAUGAAAGUAAACUUAUACAAAAUUAUUAAUUUAAAUUAUUCUGCAUAUGAUUUAUUUUGAAUUUCGUGUUGUGAAAAUAUCAAUGAUUUAAAGUAAUAAAGACAUAAAUUUUUUUUGAACGUGUCAUUAAUAAUUUUACUAAAGAAUUUUUCAGGAUUUUUUAGUUGGGCGCACAAUUACCCCUGGAUAUUACUAGGACAUAAUUGUUAAAGGUUAAAAUUAAAAUAAAUACCGCAUGACCCAAUUUGAAACAAAAUGUAUCAGCGAGGCACGAAAGAUUUCUUUAUUUGUAGAAUCAUUCAGAAGCACAAAAAUCUUUCAGUGCCUGAAAAAAUUUAAGAUCUUAAAAAAACUAUGAGCAUGGAAAAAUUUAAAGCUCCAACUCCAGGAAAAAUAUUGGAAAAAGUCCGGGUCUUUGGUUUUUAGAUAUCUUUUUUUUUAUAUAAGCUCUUUUUUUUUAAUUUGUAGUACAUCAUUUUAUAUUGAAUAUAUUUUCAUUGUUGUGUUUGAAGACCCUUUCGAUUCAAGCAAAUACAUAAUUUUUAGUCUUUUCAAAAGUGCAAUUUUUCUUAAUUAAGCAAUAAUCAGUUACUUGAAAAAUUAAAUACAUUUUAUUGUGUUAAAAGUUCUGAUUUCUCAUCUUUAUUUCCACAAGCAUUUAAAUCAAUAAUGAUUAUUUUAUAUCUAUUUUUAUUGAUCUCGUUCAAAUAAAUCAAAAUUAUUUAUCUGAAUAUGUUUUAGUGUAUUAAAAGUUUUAUAUCUUGUUGCUCUGUUAUUAUUGACUUGUUAGUAGAAAAUGAUUGAUUUUUAUUCAACCCAUCUUCAUGAAUGUUUGUAAAUUAUUAAUUUUAGAAAAUUUAUAAUAUUCCUUAAAUUUAUUGGAAGUUUUAAAAACUUGUAGAGGGAGACUUGAAUUACAUUACUUUUGAAUGUGAUAUAUACAUAUAUAAUGUGUAUUCAAUAAAGUAUUUAUGAAAGAAAAA